Messenger RNA from Suillus plorans, 657 nucleotides. RefSeq lists its product as uncharacterized. NCBI's taxonomy places the organism in Eukaryota, Fungi, Basidiomycota, Agaricomycetes, Boletales, Suillaceae. The record is from RefSeq and is a predicted model, not a curated record. The transcript has 8 exons. The coding region runs from base 1 to 657 and encodes 218 amino acids.
AUGAACAACAACAAUCAGUUCUCACGGUUCAAUCUCUUCUUUCGUCUUACCUUCAUCAUUCUCCUUCAUCCUUUAUUUCUGCCAGUGCCGUUACUUCAGGGCGACUUCCGGUGUACUCCUUUGGGUUCUUGCAGACUGCAGCUGCAAGAAUUCAAAGGUACUACCCUACAGUCGCCCUUCAAACAUAGUUUCUCAAGGAUUUUGGAGACUUUGGAUGGCGCAGUGACAGCCACUCCUCCCUUUGAGCGCCCUCCUGGCAGACUUUGGAUGGCGCAGUUAGAGCCACUCCUCCCUUUGAGCGCCUUCCAGUUCCUUAAACUAUUCUGCUUAUUGGAACUGGGGGUUGCGCAGUGCAUGCCACUUCGCAGUGCAUGCCACUUGUUAGUGGCUCCUGCUUAUUGGGACUGGGGCUCAGCGCAGUGCAUGCCACUUGUCAGUGGCUCCUGCUUCUUGGAAUUGGCGGUAUCGCAGUGCAUGCCACUUGUUAGUGGCUCCUGCUUAUUGGGACUGGGGCUCAGCGCAGUGCAUGCCACUUGUCAGUGGCUCCUGCUUCUUGGAAUUGGCGGUAUCGCAGUGCAUGCCACUUCCUGCUCCAACUUUUUAAUGGUGACUGCUGAACCUGCCGGUACUUUUGUGUGGCAAGUGCUCUCUAGUUAA